Scatophagus argus is the source of this 1345-nucleotide messenger RNA. RefSeq lists its product as uncharacterized. Lineage: Eukaryota; Metazoa; Chordata; Actinopteri; Scatophagidae. The transcript has 7 exons. The record is from RefSeq and is a predicted model, not a curated record. Bases 1 to 729 code for a protein of 242 amino acids.
AUGCCCCCACCACCGACACCCCCUAACCCCCGGCUGCGCCUGACGUCACACGACAGCAAGUUGCUGACAGCCAAUAGGAUAAAUCCUCCCCUUAUGUGUCGCGCAUCUACCGCUACCGCCAAACUCAUUCAAACGCAAGAGGUCAAAGUCGUGCACCUGUCCCCAGUGAUCUCACCAAAGGCUGACUCCAGUGUGGUGUCUGUGACAGUGAAGUUGGUGGCAGUUGGAAAAGAGGUACCCUCAGUCACCAAGACUGUAUUGGCCACCAGGGUACCUGAUAACUGUCUUACCCAGCCAGACCAACUCAGCAGCAGCCACAGCUUUUCAUCCCACUGCACCUCCUCCAUCACUGCUGCUUCAUUGAUAAGAAGCUUUCUCAGUAGACUGGACCAAAAUCCUUCUGAGACGGUCUUUGCCAAGUUCUACAGAGUUGCUAGUAAGAACCUCAAGCAAGACUUUUACGAAGCUCUGGACCAUCAUGCCUCUCGUCUCAUUGAACUCUUCAAAACCAGAAAAGGAGUUGCCGGCCAAUCACUCGAUCGCCUCCUCCAGCCAAUCAAUACACAAACCAAUGACAUCACCACAACACGCACUGCUGUCCUGCAAUGUCUGCCCCUGUAUCUUGGAGAUAAUUCCAGCGAAUUCUUCCUCAGCUACUCAGAUUCGGACUCUGCAUGUGACUUCACCCAGGUGCCUGUUUGGGUUCUUAGCAUCAUGACUGAGGACUGAUUAACAGCACUGCAAUCAUCCUUGAAGGAAACAUUAACAUGGAUGAGAUUCCCACAACCCCUCAAGCACUUUGUCCUCUGUUCGGCUUGAUGUAUGCACCCCAUCUGGAUUACCCCAAAGUGUUCUACGAUAAGGAAAGCAUGAUGGCAUCCCCUCCCCCUACCUAUUGCACCAGAGAGUAAAGAGGUGUGUGGGGGGGUCAAAUUCUUUCAAGAUUUCAGUCAGCAUGUGUACUUUAAAGCUCACUUCACUCCAGCCUCCAUGUUCCUCACAAGUGAGAGUACACUUCUGUGCAGAGCAGCGAAAGCCCUUUGUGUCCCCUUCAGUUUCUGUCUAGAAGGCCAUUACUGUCAAAUUAUUCUCUUGUUCCACUGGCUUUGACUACAAGUUAUUCACUUUGCUCCUGAGUGAAUUAUAUGUGCUGCAUAAUUUCACUUUGAAGCAUGUUUCAAACAUUACUUGCAAACCAAAUUACAUUAUAACAAUGAAUAAAAUACCCCUGUGUGAUUUGAAAUUUAUGUUCCAUUUAUCACAGUUCCCCCUCGUGGCCAUUCUGUCUAUCAAGAAGGGGUGGGCUAAGGUACAAGUCCGCUUUAAGCUAGUUAUCGCCAUCUAG